AUGACGUCUAUUUCCUAUACUAUCGAACCCAUCCAAGGUCGUGCCGUCAUCCAGAAGAAUUUUGUAAAACUUCCUGAACGAGCUAGCAAUUACUGCAAUCGUCGCGUUACUUUAAACGAGCGAUUUUCCAUAAUCGAAAGAGGUUAUUACCUCCAACCAGCAGAACUGCCAAAGUCUACCAAGCCUGUUCCUCAAGUCAGUCUCCUUUGUACAAAUCCAGUUUCAAGAGAGGAGAUAAUGGCUAGUACAUUGGCGAAAAUUGAAAAGAAACAAAUGGAAGAGCAGAGAAGAUUGGCUAAGGCAUUUUCCCCGCAUAGGGCUGGAAAAAUUGUUGAGAACAUUCACGAAUACGACUCAAGGCCACGAGGCGGUCGCGAUGGCCCUGGAUGGCAGAGUUGUGACGCUAUCUUUGAGACAACCGGAUGA
Messenger RNA from Cylicostephanus goldi, 426 nucleotides. The record is from the annotation of a GenBank genome assembly. NCBI's taxonomy places the organism in Eukaryota, Metazoa, Nematoda, Chromadorea, Rhabditida, Strongylidae.